Messenger RNA from Ilex paraguariensis (yerba mate), 1447 nucleotides. The record is from the annotation of a GenBank genome assembly. Lineage: Eukaryota; Viridiplantae; Streptophyta; Magnoliopsida; Aquifoliales; Aquifoliaceae.
CAAUUAUGGGUCUGGCCCAUAUCUUCUAUACUAAUGGUUAAUAUGAACUCCUAGUCUCCUCCCUAAUUACCCUCAACUACUAGUAUAUAAGUAACUCAUGGGGACCUGUAUAUGAAGGCUAAGUUUGUUCCAACAACUGUAAGUAAUACUAUCCUACUGAUAUAUCUCUACAAUAGAUGCUUAAUACCAAGGUUUUGCCUUAAAUUCCUUUCUGAUUCUGAGGGGCAAUAUUUUGUUCAUUAAUCACCCCAGACUGUUUCAUUUCCCUGUAAAGAUCAUUUCAUUCACGAGUACGUUCCCAAGAGAUAUCAAAACAUCAAAAGAAAUUGACCCUAGCUGCCAAAAAAAAAAUCAGUUCAGAGAAGUAGUUUUUGAUUUUGAGGAGAUGGGGGCAGGAUUGUCACAAGAUAAAGCUAACGCUACACAGUCUGAUAAAGAACAGAGAGAGUCAUCGGAGAUCCCCGUCAUCAAUGCCGACACAACGGAGAAAAGAUCAGAAGUGAAACUCCCUCAUAGAUAUGAAGCCAUUCUAAAAGAUGCAGACUCGCCCAUUGAUAGCUCCUCUACAGAAAAGCUGUAUGAACAGCUCUAUGCUGGAGUGUUUUUGAACAAAAAGAGGAAGAAGUAUUGGGUGGAAAGGAAGUCCACCUACAACAGCUUCAUGUUGUUUGCUAGAGAUCUCUCAAUUACGUGGGCCGACGACAAUCGUUUCUGGCACUGGCCGUACCUACCAGAAACAAAUAAUGUGCUAAUUGAUGUUGCGGAACUACUGAAUGUUUCCUGGCUAGAAAUCCACGGAAAAUUUGAAACAACAAAGCUGUCACCAGGAGUUACAUAUGAGGUUGUGUUUGUGGUGAUGUUGCGUGAUCCAGCUUACGGGUGGCAAGUUCCGGUGAACCUUAGACUCAUUCUCCCAGAUGGAAGCAGACAAGAACACAAAGAGAACAUGAUGGAGAAGACUAGAGGACGAUGGAUAGAGAUUCCGGCAGGCGAGUUCACGACGUUGCCGGAGAAGGAUGGAGAGGUGGAAUUUUCUUUGUAUGACUAUGAUGGUGGAGUUUGGAAGCGAGGUUUAGUCAUCAAAGGCGUUGCCAUUCGGCCAAAAGACUAAAGCAUAAGAAGAUUAAGGGAUCUCUAAGGCAUAUGGUUCUUGGUUUAGUUAUGUUGUUUCAAUAAACAUGCAAUAUCUAAGAGAUGGUGCUUAAUAGUACAUCAUGCUUAUGUCAUACAUGUCUCAAAUGCUGUGGCAAUGUGUACUGAUGAGGGAAAGUUAGGUAACACCAUUGUAAAAACUCUGACGUAAGGAGUCCCGUGUAAAAGUUAUUGUUGGGGGACGUACCAGUCUUCAACUCAGACAGAAAAAGCUCUGAGUCGUGCUAAUCUUGAUAAUCAGCUUCACUCCCCGUGACUGAGUCUUGAUACAAGGCUAGGAGAUAAGAUUGAAGAU